This is a messenger RNA of Vigna unguiculata (cowpea), 1912 nucleotides long. Its product is annotated as putative WRKY transcription factor 32. The record is from RefSeq and is a predicted model, not a curated record. Gene Ontology annotation, biological process: regulation of DNA-templated transcription. Lineage: Eukaryota; Viridiplantae; Streptophyta; Magnoliopsida; Fabales; Fabaceae. Gene Ontology annotation, molecular function: sequence-specific DNA binding; DNA-binding transcription factor activity.
CACCUGAGUCAAUGCAGGUCAGAGACACGAACCCACACAGCCUCUCCCCCGCAAACUCUCUCUCACACUAACAGUGGCGUUUCUCGAAACUCGAAACGUUUCGCUUUUCCGCACCAUAAAACCAGCAACCGUUCCAAACUUCACUCUCUCUCAAUCCUCCGCUACUGCGCCAUGGCUGAGCGCCGCAGCCCCCAAGCACUCCCAGACCCGCACCCCAAACCAAACGAUUCCGACCAAAAACCGCACCACGCCAACCAGACACAACGACUCACCGAAUCGCCCUCCGCCGCCGAGUCGCAUGGCGGCGAGUUACGAAGUUCCGAUGAGCGUCGAACGGAGUCCAAUUUAGAAACCCUAGGCGGUGCCGUUGCCUCUUCGGUGCAAACCCUUGCUGUGCAGCACCAUCGCAGUGACGAUUUGCACGGGGGCUCUGCUGCGUUGAAUUCCAGUGGCAAAGCCGAAAGUAAGGAGACAGAUGCACCUCCUGAAAAAGAAAUUAUUCAAGGAGGAGAAGCCCAGCCACUUCCAACUCAGACAAAUCGGCUUCAGCUGUCUGUGUGUUCAACUCCAUUGUCUGAACUGCCACCAACUUCUGUUACACAAUCUUUAUCAUCUGUUUCUAGUCCAACUGUACCCAAACAAAAAUUAUCUACUCCAAAGGUCAAUAAUGCACGUUUGCCAGAGGUAGAUAAGAAAAGUUCUUCUGGUGGCAAAACCUUAUCUGCUGUUUCUGUUGCAAGGUCAUCAGCAUCUGAUGGAUAUAACUGGCGGAAGUAUGGUCAGAAGCAAGUAAAGAGUCCUACAGGUUCUCGAAGCUAUUACAGGUGUACUCAUUCAGACUGUUGUGCUAAGAAGAUUGAAUGUUGUGACCAUUCAGGUCAUGUGAUAGAGAUUGUUUAUAAAAGUGAGCACAGUCAUGAUCCUCCACUGAAGACUAAUUCUCUUAGGGAAAAUAAGAUUCCGUCUGCCAGCGAACCUAUUGUAGAAAAAAGUGUUCCAGAUCAGCCUGUCAGACUUCUGAAGGAUCCUGAUCCAUCCAUUUCGUCAAAAGAAUCUCUGCAAGAAGCACCCUGCAGCACUGAUAAGAAACGGCCAAAUGCUUCUAGUAUCAGUAAUGGUAAAGUUAUUUUGAAAGAGGAACAUGUAAAUGAGCCAGAGCCGAAAAAAAGAAUGAAGAAAGACUUAACAGACAUGGAUUCUCCUGUAAAACCUGGAAAGAAGCCCAAGUUUGUCAUACAUGCAGCAGGGGAUGUGGGGAUAUCUGGUGAUGGUUAUCGAUGGCGGAAGUAUGGGCAGAAAAUGGUGAAGGGAAAUCCGCAUCCCAGGAACUACUACAGAUGCACUUCUGCUGGAUGUCCUGUGAGAAAGCACAUUGAAUCUGCCGUAGAUAACUCAGAUGCGGUGAUUAUAACAUACAAGGGAGUACACGACCAUGACAUGCCUGUGCCCAAGAAACGACACGGGCCACCAAGUGCUCCUCUUGUGGCAGCUGCAGCACCCGCGUCCAUGAACAGUUUGCAGGUGAAGAAACCCGAUUCCCCACAGAAGAAGAAAGUUUCUACUCAAUGGUCGGUGGACACGGAAGGAGAACUAACUGGGGAAGCCCUGGAGCUUGGGGGUGAGAAAGCAAUGGAAUCAGCUCGAACGCUUCUGAGCAUAGGUUUUGAAAUUAAGCCUUGCUGAAUUGAUGUUUCAGAAGCCAUGCAUGCAUGCAGUUGUAACUAAAUUAAUUGGCGGGUGCUUCCCAUGUUUAUCCUUUCUUGUUUGUUUUUCUUCCCCACGUAGGGUUGGUUGUAGUGGAACAGUUGGUGUGUAUUUUUGCUUGUACACCGCUUCAACUUGUCUGAAACAGUUUGCUAGUAGUGGAACAAAUAUAGAAUUGAUUGACAUCAUUUUAUUAUCAUCAGGCUAA